Lathyrus oleraceus (garden pea) is the source of this 2299-nucleotide messenger RNA. Its product is annotated as DNA-directed RNA polymerase subunit beta''-like. Gene Ontology annotation, biological process: translation; DNA-templated transcription. The record is from RefSeq and is a predicted model, not a curated record. Gene Ontology annotation, molecular function: structural constituent of ribosome; DNA-directed RNA polymerase activity; DNA binding. Gene Ontology annotation, cellular component: ribosome; small ribosomal subunit. NCBI's taxonomy places the organism in Eukaryota, Viridiplantae, Streptophyta, Magnoliopsida, Fabales, Fabaceae. The transcript has 2 exons. Bases 416 to 2299 code for a protein of 627 amino acids.
UAACAAUUUUGUAAAACUUUUUCCCCAAGAUCUAUUCCAGGAAAAGGAUAAUCUGGAACUAAAAGUUGUCAAUUAUAUUCUUUAUGGAAAUGGAAAAUCCAUUCGGGGAAUUUCCGACACAAGGAUUCAAUUAGUUCGGACUUGUUUAGUCUUCAAUUGGGAUGACGGCAAAAACAGUUCUUCGAUUGAGGAGGCCCCCGCUUCCUUUAUUGAAGUACGUACAAAUGGUUUGAUUGAGUAUUUUCUAAGAAUUGACUUAGUAAAAUCGAAUACUUCAUAUAUUAGAAAAAGAAAUGAACCAUCUGGUUUCGGAUUGAUUGGGGAUAAUAAAUCGGAUCGAAUCAAUCCAUUUUUUUCUAUUCAUUCCAAGGGCAAAAUUCAACAAUCACUUAGCCAAAAUCACGGAACUAUUCGUAUGUUGUUGAAUAGAAAUAAAGAAUGCCGAUCUUGGAUAAUUUUGUCAUCAUCUAAUUGUUUUCAAAUGAGACCAUUCAACAAUGAAAAAUCUCACAAUGGGAUAAAAAAAGAUCCUAUAAUUUCAAUUAAUAAUAAUGGCCCUUUAGGAAUAGCCCUUCAAGUUGCGAAUUUUUAUUCACUUUAUCAUUUAAUAACUCAUAAUCAGAUCUCAAUAAUUAAAAAUUUGCAACUUGACAAAUUAACGGAAAUUUUUCAAGUAAUUAAAUAUUAUUUAAUGGACGAAAAUGAUAAAAUUUGUAAACCCGAUCUAUACAGUAAUAUCAUUUUGAAUCCAUUCCAUUUGAAUUGGUUUUUUCUCCAUCAUUUUUAUUGUGAAAAAACGUUUACAAGAAUAAGUCUUGGACAAUUUAUUUGUGAAAAUAUAUGUAUAGCUCAAAUGAAAAAUAGACCACACCUAAAACUAAAAUCGGGUCAAGUUAUAAUAGUUCAAAUGGAUUCUGUAAUAAUAAGAUCGGCUAAUCCUUAUUUGGCAACUCCAGGAGCAACCAUUCACGGCCAUUAUGGGGAGAUCCUUUCUCAAGGAGAUAUUUUAGUUACAUUCAUAUAUGAAAAAUCGAGAUCCGGUGAUAUAACACAAGGUCUUCCAAAAGUGGAACAGAUAUUAGAAAUACGUUCGAUUGAUUCAAUAUCCAUGAAUCUAGAAAAAAGAAUUGAUGCUUGGAACGAGUGUAUAACAAAAAUUAUCGGCAUUCCUUGGGGAUUCUUGAUUGGUGCUGAGCUAACUAUCGCGCAAAGUCGUAUUUCUUUGGUUAAUAAAAUCCAAAAGGUUUAUCGAUCCCAGGGAGUACACAUCCAUAAUAGACAUAUCGAGAUUAUUGUGCGUCAAAUAACAUCCAAAGUCUUGGUUUCAGAAGAUGGAAUGUCUAAUAUACUUUUACCUGGCGAACUAAUUGGAUUAUUGCGAGCAGAACGAACGGGGCGUGCCUUGGAAGAAGCAAUUUGUUACAGAGCUUUAUUAUUGGGAGUAACAAAAACAUCUCUGAAUACUCAAAGUUUCAUAUCCGAAGCGAGUUUUCAAGAAACUGCUAGAGUUUUAGCAAAAGCCGCUCUUCGGGGUCGUAUUGAUUGGUUGAAAGGUCUUAAAGAGAAUGUUGUUUUAGGGGGAAUGAUACCCGUUGGUACCGGAUUCAAAAGAAUAAUGCACCAGAUGAUGGAAGCUGGGGUUCAUUUUGGCCAUGAUACUAGGAAAUGGAAUCCUCGAAUGGCACCUUUUAUAUCGGCAAAACGUAAAGGUAUUCAUAUUACAAAUCUUACUAAAACUGCUCGUUUUUUAUCAGAAGCUUGUGAUUUGGCUUUUGAUGCAGCAAGCAAAGGAAAACAAUUUUUAAUUGUUGGUACAAAAAAAAAAGCAGCCGAUUCAGUAACACGGGCUGCAAUAAGAGCUCGAUGUCAUUAUGUUAAUAAAAAAUGGCUCCGAGGUAUGUUAACGAAUUGGUAUACUACAGAAACGAGACUUGGUAAGUUCAGGGACUUGAGAACGGAGCAAAAGAGGGGGAAACUGAACUCUCUUCCAAAAAGAGAUGCGGCUAUGUUGAAGAGACAAUUAUCUCAUUUCGAAACAUAUCUAGGCGGUAUCAAAUAUAUGACAGGGUUACCUGAUAUUGUAAUAAUCGUUGAUCAGCAAAAAGAAUAUACGGCUCUUCAAGAAUGUAUCACUUUAGGAAUUCCAACGAUUUGUUUAAUCGAUACAAAUUGUGACCCAGAUCUUGCAGAUAUGUCGAUUCCGGCUAAUGAUGAUGCUAUAGCUUCCAUCCGAUUAAUUCUUAACAAAUUAGUUUUUGCAAUUUGUGAGGGUCGUUCUAGCUCUAUACGAAAUUAUUGA